Molecule: messenger RNA, 14628 nt
Organism: Monosiga brevicollis MX1
Lineage: Eukaryota; Choanoflagellata; Craspedida; Salpingoecidae
Exons: 15
Coding region: 1-14628 (4875 amino acids)
Biological process (GO): DNA repair; regulation of DNA-templated transcription
Cellular component (GO): NuA4 histone acetyltransferase complex; nucleus; SAGA complex
Molecular function (GO): protein binding; transcription coregulator activity
Source: RefSeq, a predicted model, not a curated record
AUGGAGGUGGACGGCACGAGCCGGCGGGCCUCCACAGUGGGUGGGGAGGAGGAUCGCCAUCUCGACACGGCUGAUCAUGGCGAUGCAGGCCAGACACCGAUUGGCAAAGUCCUCACCAAAGUCAAAGCUGCUACCGGUCCUGCCGAAACAAAGGCGGCGCUGGAGGAACUGCAAUACGCUUGUCAACAGCCCGAAAACACUUUUGGCCCCAAUGCCAAGGCAUUUGUUGAGGAGCUCCUGGCCAUUCUAAAGCGUAUACCUGUCAGCUAUCAAGCCAAUUCCGAUGAUCAGCCAAUUCUGAGUGCGAUGACUGAGAUGCUGUACGAGGAAAACCACUUGAACGCUGCCCUCGCCCUCAAGAUUAUCAUUGACAUGCACAAAAACUAUCGAGAGCAGAAAAUGGAGCAGGGAUUGGCUUUUGGUGAUCAUUUCACCGACGACUAUCUGCGCAAAGUCCUCGACAACAGAUUCAAGUCGGCUGAAAACGCCAAUGCACAGUAUCAGAGCUUCCUGAAGCAAAAGAGUGAAGCUGACGAAGAUCUUCCGCGCACUGGGGAGCAGAUUCAGGCCGCCCGCGAAGCCAUUGCCAGCAUCUACAAAAAGAUUGAGACAGCCAAGGCCAGCGCUCAGUCUGCUCAGAGCAAUGCAACUAAGCGACUAGAGCAACUCACUGUCAGCGUACAACGCUCGCGCCAAGGCGCCGAGAGCGCCAAGCGUGCACAUGCCAACAUUCAGGCUCAAGCACUUCGCCGUGGCUUGAUCACCUCGACCGGGGUGCCCAAAGAUGUUGCACCGGCCUUGGGUGAGGAUCCAAACCAGCUCCUCAAAGGGAUUUACUCUUUUAAGGUGUUGACCGAGUGCCCCAUUGUAAUCGUACUUCUUUAUCAGCUCUACAACGGCACUAACGACGCCAUCAAGCAGCUUCUUCCCGACUUUGUGCCGCUGGCCAUGUCUGUGCUCUCGCAUGCACCCCAGCUGAAACCUCGACCACCUGCUGAUAUCAAAGAGCGCCACCGCGAAUUCAUUGGCGCACAGCUCCUUAACAGCGCUCCUUCCAACAGUGCCCAGCUGCGCAAGGAACUCUUGAUUGCCGUGCGCCAUAUUCUGGCGUCCGAUUUUCGCAAAGGCUUUGUCACCCAGAUUGACAAGCUGAUGGAUGAAGAGCUUCUUGUGGGCAAGGGCUGGUCCUGCCGCGAGAUCCUGCGCCCCUUGGCCUUCAGCACUCUGGCUGAUCUUGUUCAUCAUGUCCGGAAAGACCUGCAGAUGCCACAGCUUCGCCGAGCCAUUCAUCUCUUCCUCCGCAACGUGCAAGACACAACUCUCCCGGUCAACAUCCAGACCAUGUCUUGCAAGCUUCUGCUCAACUUGGCUGAAAUGAUGGGAAGCAACCUUAGCAAUACCACGGCCGUCAACUACCGACAACUGCUGAUGCACAUCUUUGCGGUUUUCGUCAGUAAGAUGAACAGCCUGGCAUCCUGGAACCUUGCGCGCUUGCUGCAGCAUCACCACGACCAGCACCUUCAGGAGCAACGGUCAAUGCAAGCAGCAGCUGCUGUCGAAGCCACAAAAAGCCGUGCUCCACAAGCGGAUAUCGACUCGGGCGACGGCUUGGGCGGUACUGAUUCGGCAGUGCGGAACAGCCGGGCCAGUGCUGAGAGCGCCAGUGAUGACGAGGAACUCGCCGCGUGCGUUGACACACCUUUGAAACGCGCGGAUUCAGAAUUUCCACCGCUCAUCUCGGCCAGUGAGGCUGGCUUUUUGGCCGGGGACCCAGGCAACUGUGCCCCGAGCGACCUGAUUAAUACUGAUCUCUGUACCCCCGUACAAAGUCAUUCGCAGCCCGAUGAGACUAUCGACUCAAUCAAGGAUUUGCGUUUUCUCGUGAAAACCUUGAUCACAGGCCUCAAAAUCUUAGUGUGGGUCAUUGCGCAGUGCAACCAGCUUCUGGCGCGAAGCUCAACCGCUCCUCAAGCGACCCCACCAGCCGUUCGCACGGUGUCCAGCGUUGAGGUGUUUCUCUUCUUUCAACUCUGGCGCAGCGGCCUAAAAUUGUUUGACCUUUAUGCAGUCAACGCUGAUGGCUCAUGGCGACCCCUUCAGGGUACAGCCCGUACUCCAGUCAAGCAUUCUUCGGAAGAGAAGGAGUUUGUGGAGAGCUUUGCCUCGGUGUGGACCUCGAUAGACCACCUCACGUUUCGAGAGGUGGUGACUCCACGCGUUGACCUUCUUCUUGAUCGUAUUUUCGACAACAACCUUUUAUUGAUCGUGCCGCAGCAGUUGCUUUCAAAUAAGGAGACAUCGGCUGCAUUUGCCUAUGCUCUAUUGGAGCAUCUAGUUUCAAACCUCAAGCUGUUGGGCCAGGAAGACGAGAAUCGCGCUUUGGUGCGCCUGCGUCUUUUCAAGCUGACCUUUGGCUCAAUUGCGCUCAUGCCGGACACCAAUGAGCAGAUUUUGCAGCCACACCUGCAGACCAUCAUCCAUGACUGCAUGCAAUAUGCCCCUUCCGCUAAGGAGCCUCUGAAGUUCUUUCUGCUGUUGCGCGCACUCUUUCGCUCCAUCGGGGGCGGCAAGUUUGAACUGCUAUACAAGGAAUUUCUGCCGUUGUUGCCCAACCUGCUGGCGCGCUUCAACCAGCUACUGUUGACGACUACACGCCAGCAAUUGCGCGAUCUUUUGGUCGAGCUUUGCCUCACUGUUCCCGUACGGCUGAGCGCGCUCUUGCCCCAUCUCCAUUUUUUGAUGCGGCCAUUGGUGUUGGCGCUGCGCGCCACCGACGAUCUGGUGUCCCAAGGCUUGCGCACCUUGGAGCUGUGCAUUGACAACUUGACACCAGAAUUCCUGGAUCCUGUUAUCGACCCAGUCCGACAAGAGUUGAUGCUGGCCCUGUGGAGCCACAUGAAGCCACGGUCGGCCACGCAUAGCCACGGUGAGAAGGCCCUUCGUAUUCUGGGCAAGCUUGCUGGCCGUAAUCGCGAAGAAGCCAUCAAAGCCCCAUCCUUGGAGCCGGAGGACCUGGACGGCACCUGCCUUCGUGUCCUUCUUGCCUUUGACCAGGAAAAUGGCGUGCACCUGCCCCUGGAUCACAUGCUGCCCGUGGCCCUCGACGUACUUCGUGCACCGCAAGGUGCCUCCUAUAAGCGUGAUGCUUUUGAACUCCUCAAGGCAAGCUUUGCCUCGGUUUUGGAUUUGGAAUCUACCUCGAGUCCUGACACGACCUUGCUGGCCUGCAUGGCGAACCGCAUCCCGCUUCCAUCGGACGAUUACGUUCCCAUUCUCGACCAGCAUCACCCGCGCCCACGCACGCGGUGGCAUGAUACCAUGCUCAAGCUGCUUCAAGGUCUCGUGCUUGCGGCGCAGGACACAGCACUUCGUGAAGAAGCCACCUUAUUUCUCAAGGGCGUGCUGGCCCACUUUGCUCUGUUGGCAUGCGAGCAGCAUCACCGGCGUGGCCAGGCUGCGCCAGCACGAUCGGAAAAGGAAAAGUCUGUCCUUCAACACAUGGAUGUUAUCGUUGAGGCCUGUGCGUGGGCGCUAUGCCAAGAGGCAACGACCCUGCCCGAGCUAGGUCGAUGGAUGCUGCAGGACCUGUUACAGUCAUGCAUUGAUAUCCUUGGUCACCCAGUUCACCUAUGUGAGCUGCCCCUGGCCGCCGCCGCCGUCAGCGUGAUCUAUCACUCCUGCCACGAACACGUGUGGUAUCGCAAGCAGGCUGGAUUGCUUGGUGUGUCUGUUCUCUUGGAGAUUCUGCCGCCAGAAAUGAUCCGUGGUUAUUGCGUGCACUUGAUGCGUGCCAUGAUUGCCUCCGCCGCCUCGGAUGUGGAAGACUCUACCAAUACCCGCUCGGAGGAAGCUCAGGUAUUGGUCAAACGCCUGAUUGACAAGGCCUUCGAUGAUACACCCUUUAAUCUCGCCUCGCGUCCCGCACGAUUCUCGCGCAUAUCUGAGCGCAAGGCGUCAGAGUCGAUGGAGCACGACGAUCACACCGGCAGCAUGGAUGUUUCUGCAGAUGUUGACAGCGCCGAAGAUGCCGCGGCCAGCGAGAGCGCAAGUGUCAAGCAUGCCGCGCGCAAGCCCAGUGACGGCGCCAGCAGUCUACCCGGUUCGGCGCCACGUGACAGUCAUGGCGGCGGGCAAACAUCUGGGGGCGAGGCAUCUGCUCGUGAAGCACGAGACGAUGAAGCCGCGACGCCCGAAGCAGAUAAGCCGCCUGCUCGCGACGAGUUGGACGCACAAGAGCAGAUUCGCAGGGGCGACGUCGUGCGCUUGUUGAUCAAGGAGCUUGUGGCGAGAGAAAAACAAGUGCGCCAGCUGGCCAUGAAUGGCCUUCAUGCGCUGGCCCGCAAGGGCCAGGUCUCAGUCGCCUACUUGCUCGAAACAGGUGGUUUCAAGUCGAUGGCCGUUCCGAAAACGGCGCGGUCAACACCCAUCGCCGUGCAAAUUGGGCGCAUGGACGCACUUCGCUUUUGUCUGUCCAUUUCACCGCCUCUGCUUUCCUUUGAUCCCCCGAGUGAGGCAGGGGCAACACCAGCCCAACACGGCAACGCGAGUUCCACGCCGUCUACAGACACAACCGCAGGGACCACUGGAGGCAACCAGAACGUCGCUGGGGCAGCAACUGCCCAGCCGUCGACCACAAGCUCAGGCGAAGGAGCAGAAGCAACGACGCCGGCUUCCAGUGACACGCAACCCAAGGAGGAGCCCACAGACGGGAAAGAGGUGGCGAACGAUGGCAAAACGCAAGAUGCUUCAGCUCCAUCAUCUAUGUCUGCAACGACAACCCCAAGCGCACCCGCCUCAGGCCACACGGUGCCCUCGACUGAAGCCACUACCACGGCAGGAAACUCCCAGAGUGCCGUUUCAUCGACUGACCAGGAUGCCGCUGGCAAGCCAGCUUCUGACAAGCCGGGCGAUGGCAACUCGGGCACCCCCGGUGAAGUGACAACCACCCCCGCAGCUGAUUCUAAUGACGGCGAUUCUAGUCAAUCGUCUGCCACGGGCGGCCAUGCCGCGCCCACGGCCAGUGCAUCUGCUCACGGCCAGCCAGGCAGUGGCCACAACAGCAGCGGCAGCAGCAGCAGCAGUAACAGCUCAACAGGCAGCUACUUUCGCGAGCUGUUGCAGAUUUGCAAGCUCAGCGAUCAGUCAGCCAACCACGCUGCCAAGCCGCUGUCCCACAUUUCAGCCGAGUUGAUUACCGAGCUUCGCGUGCAAGCCAUCUUGUUGAUGGCUACCAUCAUGACCAAUUCUGCCUGGCACAGCGAAUUGCGUGCGGUUUCUGAGAUUUUUGUAAGCAUGUUGCUCUCCGACUCCAAGCCCGUGGCGCAAGCUGCAUUUGAGGCACUGCAGAUGCUGCACAUUGAUGCCAAUUUGGCGGCCGAGGAGCUGAAAACCGUCUUGCGCCUGUCAGUGGACUUUGGCGACUUCAACAAAGUAACGCCCAAUCGCUUGCACGCCCUGAAGCACAUGCUCAAGAUUGUACCAGUGAGCUACUUCAACGAGACACUGACAACCACGCUGCUCAAAUACUUAAUGCAGUGUGCUGAGCACAUCACGGUCAAUAGCAAGACCAACAGCGUGACCUGGACUGAAUCCAGGCACAUUGCGAUCAGCAAAGCCAUCCUUGCCGUUUUGGUUGAGAUGGACAGUCUGGCGUCUCGCCGUGUCACACAGGCCAUUGACAUUGUCCUGAAUGUGCACGCUGCAAUGGGCCGUCAUAUCUCAUCACCCCUGCUGCAAGAGGCCGUGCAGCUGACGUGUCGUUUCCCCGCCGAAACUUUCCCGUAUCUCGUUGACAAAAUUUCAUCGCAAAAGCAUGCCUCCCUGCUCUUGUUGGCGUUGCAGGAGCGCGAGGCUGGGGCAGCGCUUCGAAACACUUUUGUGAAUAAGGCAGACGUCCUCAUCGAGCGUAUCUUCGUUCCGGGCGAUCAUGCCCUGCGUACCGCCACUACCUUAACGCAGCAAAUUUCGGCCUCGUCGGUGCAGUACACAGCAGUGGCCAUGUUGAAGGAGGUCGGCCGCUAUCACCCCGACCUGCUGUCCAACAAGAGUAGCCUGCUGGAUUCGCUUGUGAAAUUGUGGAAUUACACUUUGGCUUGGAACUCGCAUCAAGAGGCCAUCCCACCGUGCCGCAGCAACGAGCCACGCCUGCUGCUGAUGACCCUGCUCGAGGCAUUGCCCGUGGUAGCACGCAAAGCCGACGUGCUUUACAAUCUCUUGCCAAUCUUCACGUCCCGCAGCCUGAUGGAUCUGGGCUUUGCACGCUCCUUCUUCUUCAACCAUUUGGGCAAUUACCAUGUGACGGUCAAGCGCGACAUUCUGCUGCGCUUGCUCUCCUACAUCAAUGACGCCAAGCAGACCCAGGCCGUCAAGGCCGUGGCCAUCGAGCGGGUGAUUGCACCGCUCGUGGCUUCAGCCAUUCAGAAGGGUGAGCUGGAUAGCCUGCUGCGCAGUGACGAAAGCUCCAAGGCCCAAACCUUUUUCUAUCGCCUGCUGUCCGUCCUGCAGCAGCACGACUAUUCCGAAGUGCUGGAUGACGUCAAAAUGGCCCUCAUACACUUGCUGGGCACCAUCGGUCAAAAUGCAAAAAACCAUGCCGCGCUACGUCGAGCGCUUGCCCACCUCUACCGCGACUACAUUGCCUUUAUCUACAAGCAUUUUUUCAAGGGCGAGAACGAAUGGAACCUGGAUGACGUGGCCUUGCGUCAGGCCGGCACGCUCGUGCUUGUCUAUUUUGUCGAUGCCUUUGAGUUUUACGAUGGUGAGAUGAUGAUGGAGAUGUAUCUUGCCAUCAUUGAUGGCUACUCCAGUGAGGCCAAGAAUACCUCCCGUCAGGCUCUCGCCAUCUUGCAACCGCUCAUGACUCCGGAGCGGCUGGAGCAGAAGCAAGCCGCGGAAUGGCACAAAGCUCAAGCAGCCCAGCCAACAGGCUCCACUACCACGACGCCUCCCGCAACGACGGCAAACUCAACGACCGCUCCAAGCACGGCGGCCACUGCCUCUACCACUGUCACAGGCACCGCCUCGACCACCACCGCCCCAAAUACCACGGCAGCGACUGACGGGCAGGCCCAAGUCAAGGUCGAAGCCCAGGACGAGGCCAUGGACACACGCGCAGAGACUGCACCAACCGCCGCUUCGACUUCAAGUGCCCCCCAGGGUGCAGGCAAUGCUGCGACGCAGUCUUCAAGUGGAGAUGGGCAGGUUGCUGAUGCCAAGCCCUCAGCAAACCCUUCUUCUACCACCGAAGCAUCCACAGCAAACAAUGACGCUGCCACUACGACGAGCGCAGCAUUGGGAGGCGAGAACAGCGGAGAGGCCAGGGACGACGAUGCGUCUCAGUCGCCUGCGUGGGUGGCCAAAAUCCAGGACGUCUUAAUCCGCGAUCAAUCUUCACAAGUGCAGCUGGUUUUGCCCAUUUUUUGUGCUGCCCCCGAGCUCUUCUUGCCGUUUCGCUCGCAACUUGCGCAACCACUGGCCAUGAGCUUACGUCGCUUGAGCCAACAAAACUCGCCCGAUUUGCGCAAGUUGCUGGUGGACACAGCAGAGCUGUUGAUUCGCUGGGACUUGGACGUUGUCGCGCGGCACACCGAAGGCAAUGGCGACCAUGUUGCCCCCACGACCCUCCCCUCUGCCCCGGCUUCGCAAGAAGCGCUAGUUGCUGUUGCCGCACAAGCCAAAACGGAGAGCGCCAGCGCAGGGCAUAUUGGCGCUCCGGCCACUUCAGCGCCUGCUGCUAAAAACGCACACAGCCCUGUGCGCACUGCAGCUUCCUCCAUGGUACCUAAAAGCGCGACAACACCUGGCGGCGAAACCUCAGCUGCACGUUCAAGCGUUGGCCGGGCACCCAAGGAGACGGCUUCACCACGUCGGGUUGAGCCGGCAUCUGGUGGUAGCGAGACACCUCCGGACCGACUGCUGAGUCGUCGCUGCCAAGAGCUCAUCUUAAAUCUGCUGGUGCUUACCAUUUCACAACCCGAGUCGAGCAACGACUACUCGUCCAAGAGCAUCCCCCAUCGGUGCCUGCGCCUCAUCAAUCAAGUCAUGCAUCCCCAGCUGUGGUUGGAUGCACACCUGUCUAUCGCGCGCUUUGAGAAGCUGUUUUACGCCAACGUCGAUCGCUCUAGCUCAACCAAUGUGGUGCACGUAUACACAUUGGUUCGUCUUUUGAUUCUGUUUGUGCGGCGCCUGCCCAUGGAACGCUGGGGUCCUAUGCUGGGCGGCUUGCGCAAGGCGCUCAUUGCCAUCGCGCAAUCCAUGCACACCAAACUCAACGAAGCUUUUGAUGACUUGGUGGACAACAUCUGCCUCAAGCUACGCCAGUACGGGCCGCCUGCCACUGCUAGUUCGGGGGCAUUAGACUCAGCCACCGCCACGCCUACGACAGCGCGCUCAGCCCGCGGCUCUGGCAAAGGCUCAGAGGGUGGGCGUGAGAGCUCACAAACGGCACCAUCAUUGGCCAUUCCCGACACGCCCGCCGCUGUGGCGGCAGCGGCGGCAGCUGCAAUCGCUGGCACGACGGGUAAUAACAAUGCUUCUUCCAGUGCUGCAGCGGCGCCUGGCUUGCAUCGCAACCAGGUGCCACCAUCACUGCGAUCCGUGGAAGAGAUUUUGACCUUGCUGGAGCAAAUGUGUGAGGCAAAGAUCAAACCCGCCGAGGUCGGGGAUGCGUAUCCCAAUUUGCUGCACCACCUCAAGUUGCUGACGCGCCUUGACUCACACGGUCGACACUUUGCCAAGGUCGAUUGGAAGGAAAUGGUCACGGUCUUGUGCAAGGUUCUGCUGCGCGCCCAGAAAGACCAUCUCAACUCGCUAGCUCCUCCCGGCCCGGCUCAGCCCGGAUCAACGCCGCCGAGUGAGGAUGAUGUGGCGGACGUGAUUCACCAUUGCGUGCUGUUGAUCAGCCCUCGACUGCGUAGCAUGGAUACAACACAAAGGGCCAAGAGCUUCAUUGCCGUUCUCCUUACGCUGGUGGACAAGACGGAAAACGCGAACAUCAUGAAGCGUCUAUGCAAGUAUUUUACCGACUGGACCAUCGACGAAUCGCACGACGUUAUGUUCCCGCUCAAGGACAAGGCCAUGUUUAUGGCACGAGUGCAGGCGGCCGUCGUUUCGCGUGGCUUCAAGGAUUCAAGCGUUUUGGAAACCUUUCUCGAGUGCAUCAUGCGAAUUUUCACGACGCCGCGCCUCCGCAACACAGACUUGACGCAGCGCCUCGAGCCUGGGUUUUUGACGGGCUUGCGUAGCCCCUCGGAUGUCCAGCGUGAAGCCUUCUUUGCCCUUUUUGAUGAGCCUAACAAGGUGGCGAGCCUGUUUGAUCGACUCGACUACUGUUUUAGCCACCAAACACAACGAUGGGAGAAUGCUGGGCACACAUUCUGGCUCAAACAUUGCCUCGACAUUGUGCUCCAUGGCGCUGUCCUCGAGAGUCCCGUGGUGGGGUCCAAGCAGGUGCUGUGCCUCCCUACAUUGCAGGUGGUGCAGGAUAUGGAGAGCGACGCGGGUGUGACGGCGGCCUGCCAACAAAUUGUGGAGCACCACGGUCGCUUCCUCCACACCAUGCGUUCAUUGUCGCUGCGAGGGCUCACAAAGUCCCUGCGCUCCUUGGGCCAUUUGAAACCCACGGCGGCGCAGGCACUCUGGAUGGAUCUCUUCCCGCUCAUGUGGCCUUUGCUCAAGGCCGAGGAGAAGAAGGUGCUGGCCGCGUCUCUGGAUCAAUUGCUUCAAAAUCCUUUCCACGUGGAUCAGGCGCUGGUUCGACCAAGCAAUGUCAAGGCUUUAUUGGUGGGCAUCUCACGGUGUGCCAACCCCAGCCUGUCGCUGUCUGUCCAGCUCUUGCACCACCUGGCCAUGACACACAAUCUGUGGCACACGUGCAUCCACAUGAUUGGGGCGCAGAUUUCGCGUACGGAUCAGCGCGAUCAGAGCACGGCCGGCAAGCUUGAUCCUGCCCGGGAUGCGCUGGCCGACCUGUACUUGCAACUUAACGAGCGGGACACGUGGUAUGGCCAGUGGCGCUUGCGCGCCAAAUUGACGGAAACCAGCCGUGCUCUGGGAUGGGAGCAGCAAGCUUUCUGGGAGCAAGCGCAGGGCGCCUACGAAGCCGCCGUGCAAAAAACUCAACAAAAGGGUGGCGAGUUGCGCGAGGCCGAAUUUCAGCUUUGGGAGGAGCACUGGAUUGAUUGCACCCGUCGUCUUGGACAGCACGACCUUUUGCUCAAGCUGGCGGAGGAGAACCACAAUCGUGAUUUGAUGGUCGAAUCCGCCUGGAAGCUUCGCAAAUGGCGGGUGGCCAAGGAUGCGCUUGACAAGCUGGGGAAUCACCAGGAGGCAAACAUGCGUUCCAAGCUGCACAAGGCCAUCGUGCUCAUGUCGAGCAACGACGCACUGGACCCCCAGGCCGUGGUCGGUCUAUAUGAGGACGCCGUGCGCCUGGGCCUGCAGGAUUGGGUGCGGUUUCCAGAGAUUGUCGGUGCGGCGCACGUACCAUUGUUGCAGCAGUAUCAACGUCUGGUUGAGGUGCAAGAAAGCAGCCACGUGCUGGCAGCGCACAUGCCGGUGAACCGCGGGCGCUAUGGGCCCCAGGAAGUGAGCAACACCCUCGACGCAUGGCGGCACCGAAUGCCGUGCUUGUGGGACGAAAUGAAUACUUGGGAUGAUCUCCUACUCUGGCGUCAGUUUGUUUACGAACGGCUUACCUCGUUGGCUGGGCCAACGACCAAAUCCGAUCCAGCCGCAGCCACCAACCAUGAGGCAGCUUUCAAAGACAUGGCCAGCACGUUGAAUAGGCUAGCUCACACGGCGCGCGAGCAUCGCAUCCGCUCGGUGUGCGAGCGACGCCUGCAGUCUCUGCAUAAUCUUGGUAAAGUACCGCCAUCGGAGCUUUUUGUCAAAGCACGUGAACAUGUUCUGUGUGAGAUGCAGUUGGCACCCGAUGAUUUUGAAGCGCAGAUGGACGUCAUCAACGGCAUCACGCUGGGCCAUUUCAGUCAAGAGCAGAACGGCGAACUUCUGGCACUCAAGGCGUCGGUGCUCCACCGCAAGGGCGAAUUCAAAGAGGCCAAUCGUCUGUUUUCGGCCGCCGUACGGGUGGCAGAUGAUGUCGGCUAUUCGUGGUUGGCAUGGCAUCGCUAUUGCGACCACAUGUUUAGUCUGGCUGCGACCCAUGCCGCCAGCGAGGCGCGCAACUUGCUUGACCUGCAGGAACGUGGCAAUGACGCCUCUGCGACUGGUGGGGAGCCCGGGGCCAAGCGGCCUAACUUGGGGCCUGAUGGCGCCAAUUCAGGGGCCGUGUCUGCGGAGCAACUCAACCGGCAGCGAGAUUUGGCUCGCUCCCAGGCGCGGCAGGCGCGCGAAUGGGGGGUGGCUAGUAUGAUGUGUGCGAUGACAGCCUUGCGGUGCAAGAUCUCGUCGAGUGAGACACAGGGUUUGGUGGCGCGUUGUUUGAUGCUUCUGUCCAAGGACGACACGGCGGCCAUUGGGAAUGCCUUCACCAAGAUGGUUGAUGUGGUCGAUGCUUCGGUGUGGAAGGCGUGGAUCCCCCAGCUAUCGACUGCCCUGAGUCGGCCGGAGCUGCCUCACAUUAUGACGCUUGUACUGCGCCUAGCCAAGCAGUGGCCACAGGCCACGUAUUAUCAUCUGCGCACGGCCUUCCUAGAUAACCGUGCUGCUCAGCAUACCGCCGAUGACAUGAACCGCCGUGGUUUAUCGACGGGCGGCGACUCUUCGAGCAAACGCGCCAAGAUGGAGGAUGGUACGGCAGAAGGCCGAGGGCGCGAGGCCGAUCCGCGCGAGCGUAUCAAGACGGCCCUCAAAGCGGCUGGAAGUGCCAUGCAAAUGGUGCGGAAUAAGCAUUCAAUGCUGGCUGCCGUGCUGGAGAAUCUAAUUGACGAGGUGGUGGUGCGCUUCAAAUCAACACACGAGGAGGAGCUCCUACGCACGCUGCGCGUGCUGUUGGAUGAGUGCUUGAAGGCAGCGUUUAUGAUGUUCGAGCGGGGUCCUGCCAUGCUGGCAGACGCGGGGGCACCCGCACAGGUUCGCAUGCACUUGCGACGUUUAUUGGAAAGUGGUUUUGCGGCUCCCCAUCCACUCGCAGCACGUCGCGAGGACUUUAGGGCCGACUUUUCCGGCAUCCAGAACAUGCCCAUGUCUGUGUGUGUGGAUCGGCUUCGGCGGUGGCACAAGAAAAUUGCUGACGUGGUUGCAGAGCGACCCACCAUGCUGCGGUUGGAGGAGAUUAGUCGCGUCUUGUCGCAGUUCACCCCGUCCUUGAUGGAAGUUGAGCUGCCAGGUGAGCACAUGGAGGAGCGGCUACAUGCGCAUAGCAUCGUGCGCAUCGAGUCCUUCUUGCCCGACGUGGAGGUUGUGCGCAUUCACUGGGCCAGCUAUCGGCGGCUCAAGAUCCGAGGCCGCGACGGCAAGGUGUACUCCUUCUUGGUGCAAAACACACCCGCUCGCUUUGCUCGCACGGAGGAGCGCUAUCAGGCUCUUUUGCGCCUGAUCAACCCAAUCUUGCGCUUGCACAAGGAGUCUGCCAAGCGUGGCUUGCAGUUUACGAUUCCCCGCACCGUGCCCCUGAGCCCGCAUGUCCGGCUUCUCAUGGAACCAAGUCCGCACGUGUCUUUGGAGGAUGUGCUGGAGCACUACUGUGAACAUCGCGAAACGGCGAAUGAUCCCGAGCAUGGUAUCAUGACAGCCUACAACCUUCGGAUGGAGGAGGCCCACCGGGUCAAGAGGGAGGCAGGCAACAAGAAGGACAAUACCGACAAGCAGCAACUUGCUCAGUUUCGCCGCGAUGCCUUUGACCGUAUUCGCCGCCAGCUGGUACCAUCGGAGGCACUAUCCCGCUACUUGGCAGCUUCAUUCCCGGACCACGACCGCAGCUGGGCGUUUAAACAGCGCUUCACGUCGCAGCUGGCGUUGAGCGCCUUCGCUUCACGGGUGUUCUACCUGAGCAAGGGGCAGCCGUACACGUUCCGCUUUUCCUUGCAAACUGGCAACAUUGUGGUUUGGGAGCUAGCUCCGAGCCUGGACAAGACGGCGCAGGUGGUGUCGCUUGAUCCGGUACCAUUCCGCCUGACGCCAAACUUGGUCAACUUUGUGACUCCGGCCGGGAUUACGGGCAUAUUUUCUGGGAGCAUGGUGGCCACAGCGCAAGCGUUGAACAAUCCCGAUCACAUGUUUGCCCAGCUGUUUGAGGCAAUCAUGAGGGACGAGCUGAUUGCGUAUUAUUCGGUCAUGGAAAAGCCGUAUGAUAAGGGCGUGGUUGACAACGGAAAGCUGGUGAGCAAGGUUGAGGAAAACCGCCGGCAGGUGAUGGCGGCGCGGCUGGCACCGCUGGCGCGCUACGAGGGCCUCCAUUGCCUUCCGCCUGCCGCGCACCCCCUCGCCCGUCGCAUUGCCUUGGUCUUCUUUCGGAGGGCGUCCAGGUUUCGCACCCGCGUCAUGCCGCGCAAGUCACAUAACCGCCGCACCUCGGGGUCCGCAGCCGCUGCCAACCGCCCGACUUCUGGUCGCAGCCAAAAUUCAGCGGCUCUGGCUGCCAUCUUGGCUCGUCUACCCGCCUCAAGCGACAAGAAUGGUCCCCAUACCGCCUCGUCCACCAAAAAAUCUGCCCAAGUUUUAACAGCGGCGCCCAUCCCCAAAAACAUUGAAGAAUGGUUUCAAUCGGCCAAACACACGCUGGUCCAGGGCUGUGGCGCUGUCACCCCGGAAAAGGCCGCUCAAGCCAAGCAGAAAAUCAAAGACCUUUCCACUUCCAGCGACACCGUUGGCAUUCGCUUCACCGGCGCUGCCCUCCAUCAAGUUUAUUUUGCCACCAAGUUCGACCGCCGAGGCUGCCUUCUCUUUCAGCUCCUCGCUGCCUGCUGGCGUGCAAGCCCAUCCACUUCUAACAAAGGAAAGACGCACUUGGCCACCUUGAGUUCCGGCACAACCCUGACCGCUACUACGGCCUUGACCUCCGCUUCCGGCACCAUCGCCAUGCCCCCGACCACCACGACCACUUCCACGGCCACCCUUACCACCCCUGCUACCCAUAGCCAAGCCAGCCUUGCCGAUGCAGGCCGGCGUCUGCAGCUCUUCUGCACUCAGCCCACUCCGCUUCGUGUCGCCUCCAUUGGCGGCGGGCCAGGCACAGAUGCUGCUGCAUUCAAAUGGCUCCAUAGCCUUUACUUUAGCCCGGCUGGCCUGACCACACCCGUUGAAUUGCGUUUGCUGGAUUACGAGGGUAGCUGGAAACGACACCUGUCUCGGUUGCAAGACCUUUUGGCGCCCGAGUGCACCGUCGCGUUCCACCGCUGCGAUGUGACCCAGUCCAUGGCCGAGGACAUCAACCACGAUACACGCGUUGUCUUGGCCGACACCGACCUCUACAUCUUCUCAUACGUUUGCCACGAAACCUCGGCCGCCGCUCAGGCGGCCCAGCACGCCUUUUACACCGACCUGGCCGCCACCUUGCAGCCCGGCAACAUGCUCGUCUUUGUGGACGUGAUGGACCACAGUCGCCGCUGCCUCAAGCUAGUUUGUGAAGCUCUCCAGACUGCCUGUCCACAUCCCACCUCUGUGGUCGAUUUCCUCGAUACCGACGGCCAUGCUCUCAAGACAUCGGGCUUAAUCCUCAUGGUCAACUAG